AUGUUCGGAGCAUCGUGGGGCAACCCACAGCAGAAUCAACAGCAACCACAACAGCCACAGCAGCAGCAAACAGGUCUCUUUGGGCAGCCCGCUACUGCUGGGUUCGGAGCCGCUGGAGGAGCGUUCGGCGCAGGUGGGGCUUUUGGUCAACCACCACAACAACAACAGCAACAGCAAGCCCCUAAUCCCAUGUUUGGAGGCAUUGGAGCGUCUACAUCGACGGGCACAACCGGUGGGUUUGGUACCGGCGCAUUUGGAGCUCCUGCAAAUACUGGCGCUUCUGCAUUCGGUGCGCCAAAACCUGCGACAGGAUUUGGGGCCUUCGGUGGUGGUACUAGUGGUGGGGCUGGGGCGUUUGGCAGCGGCGGUGGUGGCACGUUUGGUGCCAACACCAACACGCAGCCUACCGGAGGAGGGCUUUUUGGACAGACCAACACCAACACAGGGAACGUGUUUGGCUCAGCAGGCGGAUUGUUUGGGAAUAAGCCAGCCGGAGCGUCUGCGUUUGGUUCACCAGGAGCAAAUCCUCAGACUGGACAGUACGAUGGUGUUCCUCCCGUUACGAGUGGUUCAUCGAAUCCCCCGUAUCAGGUCUUCACCGAGAAGGAUGGCGUAAAUUCAUCCGUGACUCUGCAGUAUCAGAGCAUCUCAUGCAUGCCACAGUAUCGCGGCACAUCAUUCGAAGAACUCCGCGUACAAGACUAUGCCCAAGGACGGAAAACAGCGGGCGCUGGCGUCGGAGCCUUUGGCCAGACUACCCCCUCCGGAUUUGGCGCACCACAACAGCCAGCGACAGGUCUGUUCGGACAACCUGCUCAGAAUCCCCAGCAACCUGCGGCUCCUGCCUUCGGUGCCUUCGGAUCUACAGCUCCUUCAAACCCAGGCGGCGCAUUCGGCUCGUUUGGCCAACCCAACCCAGCACCAGCUGCCGGUGCGAGCGGCUUCGGCGCGUUUGGCCAACCACAGCAGCAGCAGCAGCAGCCCCCACAACAACCCGCCUCGAGCUUCGGUGCGUUCGGCCAACCCCAGCAGCAGCAGCAGCAGCAGCAACAACAACAACAACAGCAACCUACUGCGAGCUUGUUCGGUGGCUCGUUCGGGGCAAAUACCAACCAAAAUCAGCAGAAGCCUUUUGGUGCCUUCGGAUCUACCGGUACGAACACCAAUGCUUUCGGUGGUGGUGGCGGCGGCUUGUUCGGCCAGAAUACCCAACAGCAGCAACAACAACAACAACAGCCGGCCCCUACCACCGGUUUGUUUGGUCAACCUCAACAGACCACAUCGACGUUCGGUAGUGCGUUCGGAGCCAACAACAAUGCUCCCAAGCCUGGUCUGUUCGGCCAGCCUGCUCAGAACACACAACCGUCUACUGGCUUCGGUGGUGGACUGUUCGGGAACACUCAGAAUCAACAGAAUCAACAGCAGCAGCCGCAGCAGCCUGCCGGUGGACUGUUUGGCGGGGGGUCAGCGUUUGGCCAGAAUCCCCAGCAACAACAAAACCAACCCGCCCAGGGCGGAGGAUUGUUUGGAAACUCUCAACCCACCCAGCAGCCCCAAGCGGGUGGCGGUUUGUUCGGCAACACCGGUGGAAGUCUGUUCGGUAACAACCAGCAACAGCAGCAGCAGCAGCAGCAGCAACCUGCUCAGAACAACUUUGGACUAUUCGGUCAGAACAAGCCGGCCGCACCUGCGACAGGUGGGGGCCUCUUCGGCGGGGGAUUCGGCCAGUCGACCACCAACACCAACCCUGCCCCUCAACAACAAUCCACUGGGCUCUUCGGUAACUCUCUGGGCCAGUCGACGAAUCAAUCGACAGGCCUAUUUGGCGGUGGCCUUUUCGGCGCGAAACCCGCGACUCAAACGCAACCACAAUCACAACCACUAGGCGGUUCGCUAUUCGGGAAUUCGCUGGGUGUCUCCGCUCUCAAUCCUCCCUCGGUUGGUGCUGGUGGUCAGGGUAGUCUCCAGGCGUCCAUUGCGCAGCCUCAGUCCGCCAACUUGCCGAUUUUCACCAUGCUUCCCGCUACGGCCCCGAGCCUGCAACUCUCUCAUUUGACUAGGAAGAAGACGCCAUUCGACAUACCAAACCGAGUACUGCCACCAAGGCCGCUCUCGUAUGUACCCGGCGCCACAAAACUACGUGGCUAUACCUCUAUGUCCUCGAAGCCGGUAUCUACCAAUGGUUUCAAUGGAUCAAACAGCAUUUUCGGGACAUCUACUAGCGGGAAAUCCGGAUCCCUUGGCCUGAGCACGAUGAACGGGCGUGCAGACGGGGCCGGUGCCAGCUCUGUGUUAGGCUCAGGGUCGCGCCGUAGCGUAAAGAAACUCAUACUCGACAGGAAGGUCGACCCAUCCGACUUGAUGCGUCGUUCCAGCACGCCAGUAUCCACCAGACCAUCCAGCAAACCAACUUUCGUACCCGCUCUGGUUCACGCUGCCCUUCAACACGAGGCUCUGUCCACUCCUCCACCCGCUGCCACUCCUCCGCCUGCGACUCGUGGCAAAGGAACCCGUUUGAUCGCGGACAAUGUUACAGCGCCGCAGAACAGCGAGCCUCAGGAGGGCGAGUACUGGACGAGCCCACCCAUUGACGUGCUCCAGGGCAUGGGCCACCCCGAGCUCAGCGCGGUCUCCAAUUUCGUCGUUGGGCGUGUCGGGUUCGGAGAGGUCCACUUCCUGGAACCCGUCGACCUCACGGCGUUUGGGAAGCUCAGCGAUCUACUCGGGGAUCAGGUUCGCUUCGAUCCCAUGGAAUGCAGCGUCUAUCCAGACACGAACGAUGUCGACAAGCCACCUGUCGGCUCUGGUCUUAACGUGCCUACCAGGAUCAUGCUCUUCCGUUGUUGGCCAACAAACAAAGCCACUCGUGAGCCGAUCAAGGACGAGUCGCAUCCUGCGAUGGCGAGGUACGUGAAGAUGCUCAGCCAUAUGAAGGGCACGAACUUUGAGAGCUACGACGCGGAGAAAGGUACAUGGACCUUUACUGUGGAACACUUUUGACGGAAUAUGAUCAUGUUGGUUUUUGGCAGCGAUGAUAGUGUUCUUCUUGUUUCUUUCUCGUCCCCUUUUUUCCUCGCAGUCGUUGUGGAUGUGAUUGUGAUCUACUGCUCGUCACUUGCUUUGUUUCAUAUUCGCUUGUCUGUCAUGUAAUCGCCGCGGUAUGGUCUAUGCACAAUUCAAUAUAUUUUGGAAGCAG
This is a messenger RNA of Stereum hirsutum FP-91666 SS1, 3196 nucleotides long. RefSeq lists its product as uncharacterized. The transcript is spliced from 8 exons. Lineage: Eukaryota; Fungi; Basidiomycota; Agaricomycetes; Russulales; Stereaceae. The coding region runs from base 1 to 3000 and encodes 999 amino acids. Gene Ontology annotation, biological process: RNA export from nucleus; protein import into nucleus; post-transcriptional tethering of RNA polymerase II gene DNA at nuclear periphery. Gene Ontology annotation, cellular component: nuclear pore cytoplasmic filaments; nuclear pore. The record is from RefSeq and is a predicted model, not a curated record. Gene Ontology annotation, molecular function: structural constituent of nuclear pore.